AUGGGUUCGUCUGAAUUUCCCCUCUAUCCACAGGCUGUGAUCGUCCCAUUGUUGGCCUUUUUCUCGAUCUUCGUGAGCAUUGCUCCGUUGGUCCUGCACUGGAAGAAUCGUAACCUCCCAGCGUGCUGCCUCAUAGGCUGGUUCCUGAUAUUGAACCUCUUCAACAUAACCAACGCCAUCAUCUGGCCCACGGAUGAUUCUACAACGUGGUGGAACGGGGUUGUGCUCUGUGACAUCGAGGUCAAGAUCAUGAUCGCCAGCUACGUUGCGGUACCGGGAGAUAUCAUGUGCAUUUUCCGCGGCUUAGCCUGUGUGCUGGACACCAGGCGUGCAACCCUCGUCCCCACCAAACAACAGCGCUGGAGGAAUCGUUUCAUGGAGCUUCUCUUCUGCGUGGCGGUGCCGAUCAUCGCUAUGAUCACCCAAGUCUCCUAUCAGGCAAACCGGUAUAUGAUCUUCGCCAUUUCGGGCUGUGUCAACAGCUUCGACGAAAGCUGGGUGAGCGUGCUACUGGGGUUCAUCUGGCCGCCAAUCAUUUGCUUCAUUGCGGCUUAUUAUUGUGGCCUUGUACUGUACCGCCUGCACAAAUAUCGAAGCCAAUUCAGCGACAUCCUUAACUCCUCAAACAGCAAACUCAACAAGUCCCGGUUCAUGCGUCUAUUCUUUCUCUCAUUCAUCAUGCUCAUCGCCAUCAUCCCCGUUCAGAUAUACGUCCUGUACAAGAACGUCGAAGGCACGCUCCCGGUGUGGCAUGCAUACUCGUGGCAGCGCACCCACGCCGGCUGGAACAUCAUCUACAAGAUUCCCAGCAAUGGCCAAGCCUUCUUCGACCGCUGGAUCCCCAUCGUCUCCGGGUUCUUCUUUUUCAUCUUCUUCGGAUGUGGCCGCGAUGCCGCCCGAAUCUACCGACUGAUCCUCAACUUCCUAGGACUGGGUCACUGCUUCGCCUGUGUGCGGACGUCUCCGCCUGGGACGGAUGCCUCAACCGGCCACACGGGGUCAAGAGGCAGUCGGGCUAAACUACUCUUCCACAAGAAGUGGUCAUCUUCAGAACGAACCUACAUCAACGACCCCCUCCCUACGUUCCGAACCAGCCGCACCAACCUAGAGGAACAAGCCUCCCACAAUGCAAAGACAUCAUGGCUCAAAUCCCCCUUCUCUGCCCUCCGCCGCUCAUACUCCGCCAGUCGCGAGAGGAUGAUCCCCCUCCCUACUAUUUCAUCGGAUCCCACAAGCACAGUAUGCACCAAUGCCUGGGCGGGUACUAGCCAAAGCCGCGGCAGCGUCGACUUGACAAGCACUGCCUCUAACCAGGAUAUCAUCCGCGUCAAGCAGGUGAUCAGCCAGGAAAGCGAGGGUGUAUGA
This is a messenger RNA of Aspergillus campestris IBT 28561, 1365 nucleotides long. Its product is annotated as pheromone receptor. Gene Ontology annotation, biological process: G protein-coupled receptor signaling pathway. The record is from RefSeq and is a predicted model, not a curated record. Gene Ontology annotation, cellular component: membrane. Bases 1 to 1365 code for a protein of 454 amino acids. Gene Ontology annotation, molecular function: mating-type factor pheromone receptor activity. Lineage: Eukaryota; Fungi; Ascomycota; Eurotiomycetes; Eurotiales; Aspergillaceae. The transcript has 3 exons.